AUGGAACACAACCUUGAAACGCCUGCUGCUGGUUGGGGCGAGUCUGUUACGCAAGCGCUGCAAAUGGGCGAAGAAUCCGAAGUUUCGGCUAUGGAUCCUUUGCUGCUCGGUGGUGUUAGCGAUGAUGCUGCAGAGCCUAACUAUGCAGAUGCACUGGCAUCUCAAGGUGAUGAGCCAAAUAGAGGUGGUCUAGAGCAAGCACCAACCCAAGUGGGUAAUCAGCCGCCGCCGGUACAGAUUGCCAGAGCUUCUCCGGCAUCGCCUGGUCACAGUGAGUUGUCACGCAUGGAGGGCGGGGGUAUGGCUGCAAAGUGGGAUCCAGACGAAGAUGAGCUGGUUCCGGAUUAUGCAAGCAUGCCAGUUGUCCCAGAGGGCAGUGGCUCGCACCUCCAAGGGUCUAAAAGGGCGGAAGAUAUUCAGAUCAGGGGUACCGCUCGCGCCGCAGCUAUGGACGUUGAUGAGCCUAGUGCUGAGGUAAGGGUCAAUCCUGAGCGAGGGUUGGAAGUGGAAGCAGCGGUACAACGGCAGGUUUUGAGUAUCUUUCAAAGUCAGGUGACUCCGUUGUUGGGGCAACUCAUGGAUCGACUAGAGGCUAUGGAAGCGAGACAGAGCGCCCAACAUGACUUGGCGAGCGACUUUCAGAGGAUGCGGUUGGGAGUUGAGUCGGCAGCAUCGGCGGAGAAAUCUGGGUUGGUGAUGGUGUCGGGAGUUGAACACGCCUGGCGCUUGACGCUGUUCAUUCUGAGGUUAAGCCACAAUCUGCAGGAAAUCGGUGGCACUGAAAUCCGACCGCCGCCAAUUGCGGCUGCUCCGAAGUCUCCUGAUGUAAAGGAGGUGAAAACUUCAACGGCUGAGCUUCAGAAGCUGGUCAUUAAUGAUGGGGAUAAGGAGGUCUCGCCUCUUCUAGCUGGUGACUGGCUCACUUUGGCAGGGUUGCACCUGAUCCUUAAAGCCAUUCCCAACUCCUUGAAGGAGGAGCUGGUAAGCACCCAACGGAUGUCCUGCAUUGAUGCGGUCGCGAAGAUCUUUUGCACCUAUCAGCCGGGUGGUUUAAAGGAGCAUUCGGCUUUGUUGCGGUUUCUCACUACACCAGAAUCGUCUUCCGAGGUGAGCGUAGCGCUUAAGCAUUUGAAACGGUGGGCUAGGUGGUAUCGUAGGGCUGAAGACCUACAGGUCUCAUUGCCGGAUUCCACAUUGCUUCUGGCAGGAUUGGAUCUUCUUACCAGUAAAGCGCUGAGCAAGUUUCCGGAAACCCAAUUCAGGCUGUCAUCUUUUCGGUAUUCGCAAAACAUUGACAUGGUCCCUACAUCAGAAAAGGUUUGUGCAUUGGCUGAGAUGUUACAGGCUGAGUUGGAGGUUUUGGACACCGGGAAGGGCGCCAAAGGCGGGAAGAAAGGCUCUGAGGAGCAGCCCAAGGGUGAUGCGGGGGCAGCGGCUGAUGCCGCUCAAACCGCCGCUAAGGUUGAAGAUACUGCGAGGCAGGACAUGUUUCGUGAAGUUACAGCUGCCAUCAAACAACUCACCCAAACAUCAUCGGCUGCAUCUGUUAAGGCCAUCGCUGUAGGAGUUUGCCCGACCCUUGAAGGCCUCCCAUACCCUAAACCUCAAGCUGGGAGGAUGACUGGUCUGCUAGACUCAGGCGCUACUUUGUGUGUUCGUCCCAGACGGGAAGGUGAAGAACCGGUAGAAUGGCGAAAGGUUGCACUUGCUGAAGGUGAAACCUACAUGGGUGUGUCGGCUUUCGGUACUUUGAUCGGUUCAACUGAUAGCGAGCCCAUUGUGUCCAUGUCCAAGUUGGUACGCCUUGGCUUUCAUGUAGCAUGGCGUCAGAAAACUUGUACUGUAGUGCAUCCUACUUUGGGACGAGUCCCAGUGGUCGUUCAAGACGGGUGUCCUAGAGUAGAUCGUCGGGUUGCCCUUGAUUUGAUCGCUAGGAUUGAACAGUGGGAAAACGAUGCUGGUCAGCAGUCCACCAUGAAUGCUGAAGGAGUGGCUUUGAUUCAUGAGGCCAUGCAGGGUAUGGGGGUUGCUGACUAUGCGGAGGGUUUGUGUAGGGCGAUUGAAGUUGAUGACGGCGGUGAGGGAAUCAUCACUGCGUGGACGGAGGCUCUUCUGAGGACCAUGUACCCCGCUGUUCCCGACAGCGUUUGUGAUGAGGUGUCACGUUUCCUGCCAGGUAUGCACGAAGCUUUAUGUUGGAAUCGUAGAAAGCGUAGGUCUAUGCAUCGGUCAAAGGGGGUCAUCCUGAACUUGUGUUGUGGAGACAGCCGACGCCAAUUUCAGCAGACAGCUGCGCGUUAUGGGUUCCAGGUUGUUGAUGUAGAUGUGAAGGAGAAUUUGAAUAGCCCCCAUACCAUGGCAUAUCUGCUUCGCCUAGCGGCAGCUGGGAAAGUAAAAGGGGUGUUCUCGAGGAUGCCCGAUCGCACAUGGGACACCGGAUCCUUAGCUAUUCGCUCUCGGGAUGGUAAAGGGAGAUGGGGUUUGGACUCAGCGAGCGCUGAUGAUUGCAGCAGGUUGUUCCAUGAGGAUUGUUUGUUGCUGCGGGUGUUGAUGCUAAAGGUGGUAUCGGCAACGGGCUUGAGGUUGAGAUUUGGUGAGUGCCCUCCGCUCCUAAGUAUCACUGAAGGCCCAAGGGACCCCCAAAAGAACAUGCCAUCAGUGUGGUGCACGCCUGAGUGGGAGGUUACAGAACGGUUUUUAGGAGUUCGCCAAUACCACUUAAACCAAGGACCCCUAGGACAUGAAGACAUCAAGCCAACCACGAUUGUUGCUCAUGGAGUGUACUGGCCACUUUGGAUACGGGAUAUCCUUGACAACACGUGUUACCCCAACAUUCCCCCCAAGGGCGAGAAUCAUGAGCAUCAUGAGGUGAGUUCGUACUGGGCACUCGGUCUGAAACAGGCUGCUGCCGAAGCCAUCACCAACAUGGCAGAUGUUUGGAAGCGCUACCACGAUAAUGCUGAGUCUCUCAAGGCCCUCGCAAAGCGCAAGGUUCGAACAUCAUUUAAGGAUCAUGUAGCACAAGGCCACCUUCCAUUCAGGGCAGAUUGUCAGCACUGUUUGGAGGGACGCCUUCGUGGUCGCCCGCACAGGCGACAGCCAGCGGCGGAAUCGUUUGUGUUGAGUUUGGACUUAAUGGGCCCGCAUAAAGGCGGAACGGACGAGACACUGAGGUCAGUUCGGUAUUUUGUGGUGGCUGUGUAUACCUUUCCUGAGUGCCUUGUAGGUGGAAUAGGAGCUUUACCCGAAAACCCAGAUGAGGCCCCCGAUGAGGCUCCACAUGAGGCUCCCGAUGAGGCUCCACAUGAGGCCCCCGAUGAGGUUCCACAUAAGGCCCCAGCCGAAGUCCAAGAAUGGGAAGUGCCCGAGGUGGAAGACCCCGAACAACCCCCCAUUGAUGAGCCUCCUGUUGAUCUGUCUGAAGAGCAAGCCCUGCCCAAAGUCCCGAUGAUCGAACUUGUUUGGACAGAACCCCUAUAUCAGAAGACAGAGAGUGAGACUUUGAGAGCAGUGAAGCGGAUUGAGGCUCAAAUUGCAUUGCUUGGCUUGCCCGUGGCACGCGUUCAUACCGAUGCUGGCCGAGAGUUCUGCAAUAAAAGCUUUAGAGGUUGGUGCUCCGAUCAGGGGUUCGUCAAAAGUUGUACGGGAGCUGAUGAUUUCCGCUCCAAUGGGAGAGUGGAGAAUGUGUUGAAACUAAAGGCUUCUCAAGCCUUCCUUCCCACUCUACUCACAAACACACUUUUCUCACUUCGCGGGCUGACUUGCUUAAGCCUUCGUGUCGCGGUUCACACACAUGUUUCAUGUGCUCUUGUGAUUACUCUACACACUCUACUUGGGACUACGUGCACUAGGUUACAAACGAACACCCCGCCUCAGAAAGUUCUUGCGGGUUCCUAG
Molecule: messenger RNA, 3897 nt
Organism: Symbiodinium sp. CCMP2592
Lineage: Eukaryota; Dinophyceae; Suessiales; Symbiodiniaceae
Source: the annotation of a GenBank genome assembly